UAUGCAAAUAGAAGCAAAAGAAGAGUAUUGACUGUAGUCCAAACAUUUUGGUACAAGUACGCCGACACUUGCCCGUCGCCUCCUCCUCCGCUUCAAGACGGCGAUUUCGUCCUCUUUAUCCGACCAAAGGGAGUUCAUUGAGUUUGACCUAGAUGGACCAGUAUGAAAAAGUUGAGAAGAUUGGGGAAGGAACAUACGGUGUAGUGUACAAGGCUCGUGAUCGUGUAACUAAUGAAACAAUUGCGCUGAAGAAAAUAAGGCUGGAGCAGGAAGAUGAGGGAGUACCAAGCACAGCUAUUAGAGAAAUCUCUCUCUUGAAAGAGAUGCAGCAUGCUAAUAUUGUGAGGUUGCAGGAUGUAGUGCACAGUGAGAAGCGAUUAUAUCUAGUCUUUGAAUAUCUUGACUUGGACUUGAAGAAGCACAUGGAUUCAUCUCCUGAAUUCUCUGAGGAUCCACGUCUGGUUAAAAUGUUUUUGUAUCAAAUACUCCGUGGUAUUGCCUAUUGUCAUUCUCAUAGAGUUCUUCAUCGAGAUUUGAAGCCUCAAAACUUGCUGAUAGAUCGACGUACAAAUGCUUUAAAGCUUGCAGACUUUGGAUUGGCUAGAGCAUUUGGUAUUCCUGUCAGAACUUUCACUCAUGAGGUGGUGACAUUGUGGUACAGGGCACCAGAAAUACUGCUGGGAUCGCGCCAUUACUCUACUCCUGUUGAUGUGUGGUCAGUUGGUUGCAUAUUUGCUGAGAUGGUGACUCAGCGCCCUCUGUUUCCUGGUGAUUCCGAGAUUGAUGAACUUUUCAAGAUUUUCAGAGUGAUGGGUACUCCAAAUGAGGAUACAUGGCCUGGAGUGACAACUCUGCCUGAUUUUAAAUCUGCCUUCCCAAAAUGGCCUUCUAAGGACCUGGCAACUAUUGUCCCAAAUCUUGAUGGAGCAGGCCUUGAUCUUCUUGAUAAAAUGCUCCGCUUGGAUCCCAGCAAGAGAAUCACUGCCAGGAAUGCCCUUGAGCAUGAGUACUUCAAGGAUAUUGGGUAUGUUCCGUGAGUCUUUGCACCUUCAUCCAGAAUGCUACUGUAAAUUUGGUAUGUCAUCUACAAGGUUUUGUUCUGGAGGAUUUGUGUUAUUUUUAGGGCCACCCCCCACCCCCAUCCCCCUCAAGUUGUUAUUCUUCCAAUGUGAUUCAAUAUAUAUUAAAGUGGUCUUGGCACAGCCCUCAUGGAUAUUUGUUGUUCCAGCAUCUGUGGUCACAAUUCGUGUCCACAUGUUGAACCAUACUUUCCAGUGUAAUAUUUGUUUGUUAUAGUUUGGGGUGCGGUACACUUGUCCAAUCAUACUUGUUUAGCACUGGAUACUGUAAUGUUAAUUAGAUUGGUUUUGGUGUGUCAUUAGAAGUUUUGCAUAGUUUUUACGUGGAGUUGAACAAA
Messenger RNA from Nicotiana tabacum (common tobacco), 1417 nucleotides. NCBI's taxonomy places the organism in Eukaryota, Viridiplantae, Streptophyta, Magnoliopsida, Solanales, Solanaceae. The record is from RefSeq and is a predicted model, not a curated record.